UUUCGAUAUACAAAAAUAUAUUGGUGUACCUUUUUCUCUAUAAAUUUAACAACCAUGUUAGCGAAACUUUAACAACCGCUUCAGAAACUCAAACAGAUACUACAGAAUCCAACUCGAAACAUUUACAUUUUACAAUUUUCAGUGAUAAAAUGUUUCUCAACUUAAUCCAUGUCACCUUUACCAUUGAUUCCGGAAUUCAACAGAUUAAACGAGCAGGAACGAAAUAUUCUUGA
Molecule: messenger RNA, 233 nt
Organism: Funneliformis mosseae
Lineage: Eukaryota; Fungi; Glomeromycota; Glomeromycetes; Glomerales; Glomeraceae
Source: the annotation of a GenBank genome assembly